CUUGGCAAUUGAAUGGCACGUUUGCAGUUGAGGAUGCACGCGGCUGAAGAUGAGCACAGCGGAGACUUAACGCAAUCCCUUUAGCAAAGCAUUUUUUCUGCGAAUAUGAAUCUAUUCUUUCAGUUCAUCUUAUAAAUAGACUUGCCUAACUUUGUUAUAUGAAUCACAAGUGUCUUGGCAUAUCCAGAUUCUAGAGUGGUUCUCAAAAAAAGCAAAAUUGUUUAAGUUCGAACAGGGCAGGCUCCAAGCCUACAAUACGAACACUACUAGCCUAGAGGCUCUAGCAGAGUCGUCUCGGUUCAUCGUCAACUCAGCUCCUCUCUUUCUUCCCCUCCCCCGCUCCUCCGCGAGACGACCCGCGCCCGUAGCCAUCCAUGUCGAUACAAGGCCAGAUCCUCGAAGUCAGAGUCACUGGGUGCAGGAAGCUGAGGGACACGGAGUUCUUCACGCGGCAGGAUCCCUACGUCUGCAUCGAGUAUGCCACCAACAAGUUCCGCACCCGCACCUGCACCGAUGGGGGAAGGAACCCUACUUUUGACGAGAAGUUUCAUAUACCUCUCAUUGAGGGGCUUCGUGAGCUAACCGUCACAGUGUGGAACAGCAACACGCUCACCCAUGAUGAUUUCAUUGGCAAUGGCAGGGUGCAGCUGCAUAAGGUGCUUACGCGUGGCUAUGAUGAUGCCUCAUGGCCCCUCCAGACACGCCAUAUGAGGUCUGCUGGGGAAGUGACGCUCAUUAUGCAUUUUGAUGUUUCAGCAAUGAAGAACAAGCCGGGAAAAAUUUCUGCCGCGUCAACCACACAUUCUGUUCUUCCAGUGCCGGUACCAGCAGUACCAUAUGCUGCCCCCUCACCUUCAUACGCACUACCCCCUGCAGGAUACCCUGCAGUACCGCCAUAUCAAUCCUAUCCUGCUAGCCAUGUCCCGGCGCCAUAUCCUACUUCAGCAUACCCACAUCCACCACCAUCUCUGCUAGCUCGCGAUGUUGAGCAUGCGGCAUACCCUCCUACAAGUACAACAUAUCCUCCACAGCCGUACCCACCACAGCCGCAGGGACAAACAUACCCACCGCAGCCGCAGGGAGAAACAUACCAACCGCAGCCGCAGCGAGAAACAUACCCACCGCAGCCUCAAGUACAACCAUACCCACCAAAGCCACAGGGACAACCAUACCCACCGCAGCCGCAGGGACAACCAUAUCCACCGCAACCAUAUGGACAAACUUACCCACCACCUCCAAAAGGACAGCCCACAUAUCCACCUGCGCCCUAUCCUUCAACUUAUCCACCAGCACCAUAUUGAUAUGGCACACUUGGUGGACUGAAGUUGUCCACAUACAAAAGCAAGUAAGCAACAAGUGAUGAUCAGUUCUUAUAUUUAUCCAGGGUAUCCAGCCUUCAUCAUCCAGUUAAUUGAAACAAAUGAAAUCAUUCCUGAAGCGAUUCAUGUCAACAUCUUAGCAACCAAUGGUAGUAGUUACCAUCUGGUAUGUAUCAUAUAUCAUAGCUUGCAGAAUGUCACGAAUGGAAUUUGUUCGAUUAUGUUGUAUGUUUUGGGCUUGUUGUAACAGUGAUCCACCUUUGUUCUGUUUUGAGGUCAUGUUUGGCUGUUCUGUGACUGUAACUACUGCUUUUUACAAAGGGGGGAAGCAGUAAUUCUAGUUCUACCUGCAACUGCCUGAUAAGUGUUAACUGUGAAAAGUUGCAGUAGCUUGUCGACUUUGUACCAUGUUGUUUGAGAUGCUCAAUAAAUUUGCUUUGUACUCU
Molecule: messenger RNA, 1765 nt
Organism: Oryza sativa Japonica Group (Japanese rice)
Lineage: Eukaryota; Viridiplantae; Streptophyta; Magnoliopsida; Poales; Poaceae
Product: extensin
Source: RefSeq, a predicted model, not a curated record